Molecule: messenger RNA, 2263 nt
Organism: Copidosoma floridanum
Lineage: Eukaryota; Metazoa; Arthropoda; Insecta; Hymenoptera; Encyrtidae
Gene: CSN1b
Product: COP9 signalosome subunit 1b
Cellular component (GO): COP9 signalosome
Source: RefSeq, a predicted model, not a curated record
UUCACCUUUUGAUACUUAACUUCUCUCUUUCUUGCAUUCUUAUGACAUUUUUCUUUUUUUAUAAUUUCGUGUAUGCGCACAAAUAUGUAUGUAUUUAUGUGAUAAGUAAUAGUAGGAAGCGCGUAAGAACGGGUGUGCGUUUUUUCGUGUGAUUAGAGUUUUUUGUCCCUCUCAAAAAUGUUGAUCUAUCAAAUUUUCCCGAGGCACACUAAAUCAGCUCGAUAAGCAUAGGGUUACUGAGUCAAACCCGGGACGAGAGAGAGAGAGGAGGUUGUGUUUUGUUGCUGUUGUUUGAGAAGACGAAGAUUCGGAGUGGAAAGUGGCUGUUGCCGAGGCUAUCAGGGGUUCUUUAGCAUCGAUACGGUCAUACAAAAUGUUCUCGUUUGCUCAACAAAAUGCGGUCGAGCCCAUGCAGGUUGACGCGCCGACCGAGGAUAAUGAUAAUACCGAGGAGGAGCCGUAUACCGUUGAAAAUCCAACCCUGGAUUUAGAAGUAUACGCAAACAGUUACACAGGCCUUGCCAAACUGUUUAGGUUAAUGUACAUAGCCGAUCAUUGCCCAGCUCUGAGAAUUGAAGCUUUAAAAAUGGCAAUAUCGUACGUCAUGACAACAUACAACGUCCAAAUGUAUUUAUUGUUACACAGAAAAUUAGCCUUGGCACUUAAUGCCUCUGGAUUGCCGGACGUGGCCGCACAAUCCACGUCUCAAGAUAUCCCAACAGUUGACCCGAUGUGGGUAGAGUCACGUUCAAAGAAGGCUGCGCUCAAGCUUGAAAAGUACGACACUGAUUUAAAGAAUUACAAGAGUAAUUCAAUAAAAGAGAGCAUAAGACGUGGUCACGACGAUUUGGGGGAUCACUAUCUGGACUGUGGUGAUUUGAGCAACGCGCUCAAGUGCUACUCCCGUGCUCGCGACUAUUGCACCAGUGGAAAACACGUGGUGAAUAUGUGCUGGAACGUUUUGAAAGUUUCUAUAUAUUUGCAAAAUUGGAGCCAUGUUAUUAGUUAUGUUACUAAGGCUCAAAACACACCCGAUUUCCCAAACGUUCAGGGCAAAGAUAACAAUCAGGCUAUUGUUACAAAACUGAAAGUUGCUGCUGGACUGGCCGAACUCGCGACUAAAAAGUACAAGUCUGCUGCUAAACUAUUCCUCAACGCGUCACUCGAUCACUGCGAUUUUCCCGAAAUUCUCUCGCCAGGAAACGUUGCUCUUUAUGGUGGUUUAUGUGCUCUGGCGACUUUUGACAGGCACGAACUUCAAAAGCAGGUGAUAUUUAGCAGUUCCUUUAAACUUUUCCUAGAGCUGGAACCUCAACUUAGAGAUAUCAUAUUCAAAUUUUAUGAGUCUAAAUAUGCCUCCUGCUUAAAACUGCUUGACGAAAUUAAGGACAACAUUUUAUUAGACAUGUACAUCGCGCCACACGUAAACACUCUGUAUACUCAAAUCCGCAACAGAGCACUGAUACAAUACUUUAGUCCUUAUCUCAGUGCAGACAUGAAACGUAUGGCUACUGCUUUCAACAGAACUGUCCCAGCUUUGGAAGAUGAACUCAUGCAACUCAUACUUGAUGGUCAAAUUCAAGCUCGCAUUGAUUCUCAUAAUAAAAUUUUAUACGCCAAAGAUGUGGAUCAACGCAGUACAACGUUUGAAAAAUCGAUAGCAUUAGGAAAGGAGUAUAAAAGGCGCACUAGAAUGUUAAUUUUAAGGGCAGCAGUUUUGAAAAACCAUAUACAAGUAAAGUCGCCACGUGAAACUUCACAGGGUGGAGAAACGCCAAUAGCGCCGGGAUUGUCACGUGAGAUGCAGAGAAGUUAAAGAUAACGAUGUUUUUGAUAUUUUUUGAUAAUCGAAAUUAAAACAACAAGUGUCAAUGCAUCAAUCAACAUCUUCCAGCAAAUGCAUGCAGACAUGAUAACGAACAAUUUAAUGCUGAUCUUGAACUUUUUGAAUCUCUUGUAUAUUUACAUACGUGUAUAUGUAUACAAAAGACAUAACUUUCAAGUUCAAAUCCUCGGCGAGUGUGAUUUGCAGUCGUUAAUUGAACAGUCUAAGGUGUUGAACCGCGUAUUUCCCGAGUUUUUAUACCAUUUAUUGAAAUUGAAAUCUUCAACUAGUGAUUAACAAAAAGAAAGGAGAAAAAAAUAGCAAAAGACAAGUGUGAUUCUUUUCUUGUUUGUAAGAUUAUCAUCACAAUGAUGACAAUUUAAUGGUUUGAAAAAACGUUGCAAUAAGUCUGUUUAAACUCGCUCUGAGGCUUGCAAU